Drosophila elegans is the source of this 1648-nucleotide messenger RNA. Its product is annotated as zinc finger protein 266-like. Gene Ontology annotation, biological process: regulation of transcription by RNA polymerase II. The coding region runs from base 70 to 1491 and encodes 473 amino acids. Gene Ontology annotation, cellular component: nucleus. Gene Ontology annotation, molecular function: RNA polymerase II transcription regulatory region sequence-specific DNA binding; zinc ion binding; DNA-binding transcription factor activity, RNA polymerase II-specific. The transcript has 2 exons. NCBI's taxonomy places the organism in Eukaryota, Metazoa, Arthropoda, Insecta, Diptera, Drosophilidae. The record is from RefSeq and is a predicted model, not a curated record.
GUCACACUAAUCGUAGCGAGUUUCAGUAAAUAAACAUAUGAAAUGUGAGAAACUACUACAAAACAGGAAAUGGAGGAAGUAUGCCGAGCUUGCCUGAAAAGGAAUGGACAAAUGUUGAAUAUAUUCGAUGGUUCCGAGACAUCAGGAAUUUCUAUUGCGGAUAUGAUAUCUGAAUGUACUGGGUUUCCAGUUCAGAGAGGGGAUUUACUUCCCGAAGUGAUUUGCCCUCCUUGCCUUCAGGAUGCCCAGAAUUCCUUUGAUAUUAAACAAACGUAUGAAAGGAGCUACCAGCUCUUCUGCAAAAUGAAGAAGGCGUCUACCACAGAACAAAUUUUGGAAGAAGAACAUACCAUAGACCGCGGCGACCAAGUGAAACAGGAAGACAUUGAGGAGGAGUUUUUGGACGAAGACAAUGGGUUGCCCAGAAUUUCAAACUCUAAGGAAUUGAAUUUCUGGGAAAAACCUGAUAAUUACCAUGCACUAUUGAGGAGUGAGGACUUUCAGAAUCUCCAGAAGAAAGACUUAGUCGAAACUUCCCAUUGUAAGAGGCAGAAGUCGAAUAUUGUAGAGGAACACAACCACUUCGAUGACCAAGUGCGGAAGCAAGCAAUUGAGAAGGAGUUUGUGAACAAAAUAUUGUGUCAAGUGAAGAGAGAAACCAAUGAGGAGGAGUUUCUGGAAAUAGACGAAGGAUUGAGCCAAAGUUCUGAUUCUGAAAACCAGCGAUUGACUGGCUAUGAUAACCAAGACCUCGAGAAACCACAUUUGAGUAGGGGGAAAGCUGAACAACAUUUAGAAAGAAUUAAGGAAUCCAUUAGCGACAAUGUUCAUGUAAGGACCGAUCCCAUUUAUAAUGGUUACUCGGAAGAAGAUAUUACAGAUGAUCGAUUCACUUAUCAAGCCAAUACUGAAAAGUCUAAAAUUUCCAGAAGACGAGCCCCCUCUAGCCCCUUCAAAUGUUCGUACUGCCCGAAGACCUGUACCUACCUAUCAAAAUUUAGGAUACACCUUCAAACUCAUACAAAGGAACGGCCGAACCAUUGUCCAUAUUGUCCAAAAACAUUUGCUUCUCUAUAUAAUCUUAACCAACACCUAAGAACUCAUAAUGGCGGUCUUUUCGAGUGCCCGCAUUGUUUUAAGCGAUAUCCCCAUAAGUCUACUCUGAAGAUCCACAUCCAAACUCACAACAAGGGAACACGAAAAUACAAGUGCUUGUAUUGCUCAAAAAGUUUCUCAAUUUUAGAAAAUUUAGAAUUGCACAAUUUAAUGCAUACUGGCGAGCAACCGAAAAAGUGUCCCCAUUGCCCAAAGGCUUUUAGUCGAAAUUCUGUUCUUACAAAACAUUUCCUUACUCACAGGCAAGAAAGCCCACACCAAUGUUCCUUUUGCCAGUUGUAUUUCGAAAAUGGGAAAUACCUUAGCAAUCAUAUAAGAACCCAUACCGGUAAACGGCCUUUUCAACUGGUUCUGUCUAAAGAUCGUCAAAGUUAACCCAAAUUAUUAACGGCAAGCACGAGUGGCCAAUUGCUAUCGAUAUUUAAAAACAAGCUUAAACUUAAAUGUAAAAUAUAUAUUCAAUAAUUCAAAAGUAUAAAUUACAACUUACCAGUGUAAAAAACGAAUACAAUAUUUUAUUAAAUAAAUAUAA